Ectocarpus sp. CCAP 1310/34 is the source of this 1236-nucleotide messenger RNA. NCBI's taxonomy places the organism in Eukaryota, Phaeophyceae, Ectocarpales, Ectocarpaceae. The record is from the annotation of a GenBank genome assembly.
CCCGGGUUUCGCUUGCUGGAACCGAGGGAGGUGAUGGAGGUGGUGUACCACGACGAGUGCGCCUACAAGCAGAACGACAGCGGCGGGGCAGCGUGGGAGAACGAUGAAAAGGGCGCAGCGAUGAGCCCGAAAAACGAGGGCGCCGCUGUCAUGGUGUCGGACUUGAUCGGCGAGGAACGCGGGCAGCUGGACAUCCCCGCUGAGGUGUACGCGAUCAUGCAGGAACACGGGACAAUGCCGAAGAGGGAGAUUACGGAUGAAGGAGCUACGCUCUCCCGCAGCGACACCUACGUCGGGCGUUGCAAGCCGUGCGAAGAGUACCCCGACGGCAUGAAGACGAAGAAGGUGUCUGAUGCUGUUCACUCGCUCGAGCGCGUUCUUUCGGAGCUGAACAUCGACUGCAAGGAAUCUGGGCCCGAGUACAACCUUGCGCGCUCGGCCAGGAUCAUCCUCCGGGUCGGCAAGAACCUCGACGGAUACUGGGAUAGCAACCGCUUGUGCGUGCAGCUUGAGGCCAUAUUCGCGGCGUUCGAGAUCUCGAGGGAACCAGGCCGACAGAUGCUCGCAGUCUUUGACAACUCCACCGGGCACAACGCAUACAGCCCCGACGCCUUGAGGGCGCAGAACAUCCGAGCCUCACCAGGGGGCGAGCAGAUCCCCCCCCGCAACUUCGAGUACAACGGCAGAACGAUCUACACGACGUUUCGGGAGGGCGACGUGCUGUGCUUCAGAUCCAGCCCCUUCGCUCGAAAGACAGAGGCGGAGGCCGUGGGUACCACCCGGAGCUCAAUGCUUUUCCAGCGUUUCUGGGGCUACACCAAGUCUAUCGAGCGCCGUGUCUGCGACUACUCCGUCCUGAGUCUGCUUGCAAGGCUUCCCAUGACGCUGAGCACUGUCUCUUUGUCACUGUGCCGAAAAUGGGCCCGUGUUUCCUGGCUGUACAUAUAUGCCUACAGCCACGGGCUUGAGGGCUACUUGCAAACCCGAGACCUCAAGAAGUGGACGAACCACCGCUCGCCCACCGACACGGCCGACAACGUGUUGCUGGCUCGUGGCCAAGCAACAACCGCGGAGGAGCGCAAGGCCAAAGAGCAGGCCGCCCUUGCCGCGGCCAAGGAGGCCAGAAAAAAGUCUAACGAGGCUGCCGAUAAGAUGUUGAAGCGUUUCGUAGCGGCAAAGGUCGCACCACCUCACUUCACCGGCAGCACCAGCCGGCGCGAUGUUGUAUCUGUGUAA